CCAGAAGCAAAAGGAUGCGAGCUUUGAUGUUGAGCGGUCUUGCCAACAUUUCUGCUGCGAGAAUUUCAUACUCGCAGUGACGCGGCUAAGCAAAAGACAUUCAUGCUUCGAUCCAGCUAUCUGGCUACUUCUGCCAUUUGAGAAAAUCUGCGCUCCUCUCGGGCCUGCCUUUCGCUUGAUUCGCCACAGCUCAAACAUGAAGAGUGAUGCGACCAAGUAUGCGACACCUGCGAAAAGCUGUGCAUACAGAUAAGCCCAUCGACCUUGGCUUGGUCGUCUGAGGUAUAGAGCAACGACCUCUGCGAAAGUGCAAGGCAGCACUGUAGUCACCCACUGAAGGGACAAGAACGAUGAAACUUCUGCGAGUCCUGCUACUUCGGCACAGAGAGGGCCGAUAGUCUGCAACACUGUUGUCAGUCCUCGAAGCAUACCUAGCUUUCAUGGAUUACGACUUACUGCCCAGAAUGUGCCGAUUGUCGCGCCAAUGAACAACGCAAAGAAGACAAGCACUCCAUACGAAGUCCUAGGAAUCCACAACACAACAUUAAACAGCGUCGCCAUCGUCGCCACCGGGAUCCUUCCAAAUCGAUCACUGAUCAACCCAAUCGCCGGCCUCCCAAAUGCAGUCCCAAGAUUCAACACAGCCGUCAACACACUCGCCUGACUCUGCGUCAACUCGGCCACCUGCACCGCAUAUUAUGAUUCGACAAACUAUACAAAACACACAUAUACCCCAACAAUCCCACAAAAUUCCACCCCAGCAGCAACAAACAAUCAUACCUCUUCAACAAAUGCCUCGCAAACCCCAAUUGCGGCGGUCUUUUUGUACGAAAAAGUUAUAUAAGCUACUUCUAACUUGGGGUUAGAAGCGGCGUCGCCUUUUACAACAACAACAACAACAAGGAUCUUUUCUCGUCGAAUGCCAGUCGGACCAUGAACUGAGAAGAAAUCGUGAAUCAUCGAGCCUCAGUCGGCAGCGGCGGAUCACUGUAAAUGGGUGAAGGGCUCAUUCCUACGCAUCGCUUCUCUAUGAAGUCCUGCUUGCAUACCAUAGUCGGCGUGGCGCUUCGAGAUCCGAUAUUCUGACACUGCAUUCGCGGCAGAUAAUCGAUCAUCUGUUCCUAAUCCUCUUUUGUAGCGGUGUGCUGGCAUACACGAGUGCAUUG
Messenger RNA from Pseudocercospora fijiensis CIRAD86, 1166 nucleotides. RefSeq lists its product as uncharacterized. The record is from RefSeq and is a predicted model, not a curated record. The coding region runs from base 621 to 866 and encodes 81 amino acids. The transcript has a single exon. Lineage: Eukaryota; Fungi; Ascomycota; Dothideomycetes; Mycosphaerellales; Mycosphaerellaceae.